Microthlaspi erraticum is the source of this 1038-nucleotide messenger RNA. NCBI's taxonomy places the organism in Eukaryota, Viridiplantae, Streptophyta, Magnoliopsida, Brassicales, Brassicaceae. The record is from the annotation of a GenBank genome assembly.
AUGGCCACCGUCACAUCCAAUGCGCCGGUUAAAUCCUUCUCCUUCUCUGUUUCCAAUCCUCUGAAAUCCCUGAUCCCCAAAUCUCCAUCUCUCUGCUUCCCAAAUCGCAAUCACCAUCAGCGUCUAGGUUUAUCGAUCAAUGCAUCCACAUCGGCGCCGCCUACAAUCGGAACCGCAAAUGCACCUUCGCCGGAUUACAGAGUCGAGAUUCUCUCCGAAUCUCUCCCCUUUAUCCAGAAAUUCCGCGGGAAAACCAUCGUCGUCAAAUACGGCGGCGCAGCCAUGACUUCGCCGGAGCUCAAAGCCUCCGUCGUCAGCGAUCUCGUUCUCCUCGCGUGCGUUGGCCUCCGUCCGAUCCUAGUUCACGGCGGAGGUCCCGAUAUCAACCGUUACCUGAAACAACUCAACAUCCCAGCAGAGUUCCGCGACGGACUUCGCGUGACCGACGCCACAACGAUGGAGAUCGUCUCCAUGGUCCUAGUCGGAAAAGUCAAUAAGAAUCUCGUAUCUCUUAUCAACGCAGCCGGAGCCACCGCCGUGGGACUGUCGGGACACGACGGCCGUCUUCUCACUGCGCGACCUGUCCCCAAUUCGGCUCAGUUAGGUUUCGUCGGUGAAGUUGCAAGAGUCGAUCCGAACGUGUUGCGUCCACUCGUUGAUUACGGUUACAUUCCAGUGAUCGCCUCCGUCGCCGCCGAUGAAGCCGGGCAGGCUUACAACAUCAAUGCUGAUACGGUGGCGGGAGAGCUCGCGGCGGCGCUGGGAGCAGAGAAGCUGAUUCUGCUGACUGACGUGGCGGGAAUAUUGGAGAACAAGGAGGAUGCGAGUAGCUUGGUGAAGGAGAUUGAUAUCAAAGGAGUGAAGAAGAUGAUUGAAGAUGGGAAAGUUGCUGGUGGGAUGAUUCCGAAGGUGAAGUGUUGCAUAAGGUCGAUUGCUCAGGGAGUGAAGACGGCGAGUAUUAUUGAUGGAAGGAGACAACAUUCUCUGCUUCAUGAGAUUAUGUCUGAUGAAGGAGCCGGAACUAUGAUUACCGGAUAA